AUGAAGCAGAGGGAGACGCAUCACCAUCAACAGGAUAACGAGAAGCCCCACCAGCAGCAGCAGGACCACCUGGGGCGAAAGCAAGUGGAGACGCAAGAAACGGGAGAGGUGCAACGACGGCAUAAUCUCGAGGAUCAACCAGGGAUUCCAGAGAGCGAAACAGCAUCGUUGCUGCAGUAUAGCGGCUGUCCAUCAGCAGCAGAAGCAGGAAGUUCCUCUGCUCACCACAGUGAAGACACACCCAGGGGUUGUCCUACAGAAGUGGUAAAUUUGAGCCAUGGAACCAUACUUAUCUGGGCUCCUGCUGGCUCAGCGUCAGUUGGGCCAACUUCUGCAGCAGCUGAAGCGGAGUCACAGUCAUACCCUAAUAGAGCGAUCGGGAAUCCUUCUGCUGACACUGGCUACUCUCCCUUGGCUCCACACUGUUUCGUCCCUCUGAGGCCAGGCGCCGCGCUGAAUCUCUCUUCGGUUCUCCAGCAGCAGCUUAUGCAUCAGCAGCGACAUCAUGCCCGCCUAAGCAGCACAACAGUCGUGCGGCAGGUGCUUCUGGCUGAAGAGAGAAGAGCUGCUUUCUUCGCCCCUCAGCGGCUGCCUUUGAUCCUGUACCUAUCUUCUUACCUUGUCCCAGCAAAACAGCGGCAGAAUCGGACUCAAAGUGAGCAGAUUCUGGGUAAGAAGACUUGGCCUAACGGGAAACCCCGUGUCAAAGUUGCCUUAUCGAGCUGGGCUGCCACCCAAGCAGCACCAGAAGCGGCUGGAGCGAGUCCAGAAAUAGUUGACGCUGCUUUUCUGGCUUCAUUGCUUUGGGCUGUCGCGUCAUGGUUUUCCCGACUGGCAGAGCUGGUGCCAGUAUCAGCUGAAGCGGCCACCGCCGCUCUAGGUCUUUGUACCACCACUUCUGCACGAGCUGCUGCUUUAGCGGUCGCCGAUGGCUGCAAUGAGGCUACAGCUGUGGCUUCUGCUGCGAGCGCUACUCUGCAGCUGCAUGAUCAGCCAUGUGCUGUUCCUGCACAAUCGCUGGCUGCUGGAGCUGCUUGCCUUCAGGGCGGUAUAUCUCCUCGUCUCGCUGCACUUAGGGCUGUUGCCUACUGGUGCUGUUGCUGUACGCUAGCGGAACAGGAAGCCACACACGAGAUGCAGCGGAAACUGUCGCGAAAGCAGCAGAGGCAGCAGAAUGAGUCGGCCUCUUCAGGCAGUGGUAGCACAGAGGCACUCCUGGAAAACAGUAACAGCUUGAGCAGCAGCACGACCCUUCUGCGCCAGCUGCAUCAGGAGUGCAGUGAAUCCUUCGCUCAGCUUCUUUUGCAGCAGAGAGAGGCACAGCAGCACCUGGCGGAGAGGCAGGGCAUCGAAAUGGAAGCUGCGUGCGCUUUGAGGGAAAAGCAAGAGCAGGCACUGCAUGCAGCGGUAGCUGCCCGCGCAGAGUCAGGUGAAGACCCAGAAGAUGCAAAUGAAACAGCAGUAGUUGCGGCUGCUGCUGCGCUUACAGGUUGCGAAAAAGGCCUGCAGGAGUUGGUGCAGCAGCACUUGAGCGAGUGCGAGCUGCUCGACAGACACUGGAAACACGAGCAGCAGCUGCUGCGCCAGCAGCAGCUACGUAUGUUCAAGGACGUUGCUGCAGACCUUUAUCUGCUGCAACACGGCUCUGCUGCGUUGAUUGGGGCAGCUCGGCAAGGGCUCGUGCUGCCUCCGCUUCCUUCUGCAGAUGAAACCGAUACAUGGGCCUUCAGCUGGCAGCAGCAGGAACAGCCGCAGGAGCACCAACUACAUGGCCAGCAUGAACAGCGUAGUUGGCGCCAGGUGGGAGAAGCUGCGCGCCAACUCUUUAAAAAAGGGGGUAGCAGCUAUAGUCUGGAGGGAGUUUCGCUUCACACUACUCCUCUCUGUAAGGAUUUUACAGUAGUUGCUGCCGGUGCGGCAGACGCAGCAGCAGAAGAGCGGCUUUACGGCGGGGACUCAGGAGCAGCACGCCCAAAGACAGCAGCAGGCCCUGUGGCUUCCAUUCUUGGUCUCGUUGGCGCAGCGGCGUCCGGCCGGUAUAACGGUUUGCAGCAGCAACAAAAGCACCAACAGAAGCAAAGUGCAGCUCACACUGUACACAGGGGCGAGGUCAUUGACGAGGGCCGUUCAGCUCAAGUGCAACUGAUGGAACAGCAACAGCAGAAGCAACAAACGCAGCAGGGUUCUACUUCCGAUUUAAAUGCAAGCGCGCUACAACAUCAGCAGAGUAAACAACGUCAGCGACAGCUGGCGGCGGCAGCUGCUGCUCACCAAGGACCCGUUUUCGACAUGCCCCGUCUGCUGCAGGGUAUCACUGGUAGUGCGUUGCCGCCGCAGCAGCGCCGUAUUGCAGCCCUACAGCAGCACCACCAGCAAAACAAAUUUCCUCGGCAGGUUGGGGGAGUGCAAGAGCAUGCGCAGUUGAGGCUGAUCAUUGGGGCUCAACAGCGACGGACGUUCUGGCUACAUGUUUGCACAGGCGUGCUGGCGGAUUUCUUUCCCUCCAAAGUCGCUUCCGCUUUUCCAAUGCAGCAACAACCACGGCACGGGGAUGGCAGCUUUUCUUGUGCAGGGCAGUGGCUGUCCAUGCUAGGGCGGGGGGAUGCCAGCCUUUACGAGGGACCUGCAGAGGGCUGGGUCGGGGGAUUUACUUCGUACUGUUAUAGGAACGUGCGAGACAUGCGCGUUAGCCCGCACUUCUACUUUUCAGGCAGCACGGGCAGGCCAAGCUGUGGGGAGCCAUCGAACAAGGAGCGGCCCGAGGGUCCUUUCGACCACUUGUUCGCUGCCCUGGAGCGUGGGCCCCGGGCUUCUCUUUCGGGGGCAGUCUUGCCAACUGGGCCGGCUCUGCAGGAAAGUUCUGCAUGUAUUCGGGCUAGGAAUGAUGCCCCAGAUUUGUUGCUGCCUUCGCUAGAGGAGCAGAAGCGAUUACUGAGAGCGGCUGUGGACGCAGUGAGGCCCUCUAGCGUGAGCCAUAACGGCCACCAGCGGCUGCUGCUGCAGCAAGGGGAAGUAUUCGUGUCGCGCCAUGCAGCUGGGCUACGCCCACAAAUUUGCUUUCAUCUAGUGGUUGCGUCGGUCAGGCAGGAUGAUGAUAAACCCCAAACGCCGUCCGCAGUGGCACCGUUUGUAGAGACGUCGGAUGCUGGCUGCGUUGCGGUGCAUAGUAGCAGAGCUUCGAGCCAUCGCACUCUCACCACUUAG
Messenger RNA from Eimeria necatrix, 3204 nucleotides. RefSeq lists its product as hypothetical. The coding region runs from base 1 to 3204 and encodes 1067 amino acids. Lineage: Eukaryota; Apicomplexa; Conoidasida; Eucoccidiorida; Eimeriidae. The record is from RefSeq and is a predicted model, not a curated record. Gene Ontology annotation, cellular component: cytoplasm. The transcript is spliced from 2 exons.